AUGCCGGGCGGCUCUUGCCCAGCACCGCAGCAGCAGCAGCAGCAGCAGCAGCGACAGCAGCAGCAGCAGCAGCAGCAGCGACAGCAGCAGCAGCAGCAGCAGCAGCAGCAAACUGCCGGAAUUUGUGUUUACGGAGGACACCGCGCUCUGCUUCAACGCCCUUGGAGGCCUUCCAGGCCCUUAUGUGUCAGUUCUAGGGACAAAACUGCGUACGCCCUGACCAGCAUCUGCAUUGCAGACUCAAGCGGCGCUUUGCAUCUUUUCGAGGGCCGCUGUGACGGGUCAGUGGUAGAGCCGCGAGGGAAGACAACAUUUGGCUGGGACUGCAUCUUUGAAGAGAAAAGUUCCAAAAAGACUUUCGGGGAAAUGACGACGGAAGAGAAGAGCAGCGUCUCCCACAGAGGCCGGGCAAUGAAGCAGCUAAAAGGUUUGAGUCCAGCGAGUCACUGGAAGGGGAUCAGCCAGCAGCUGCCCGUCUACUACCUGCAGCAGCAGUAG
Messenger RNA from Eimeria necatrix, 498 nucleotides. RefSeq names its product inosine triphosphate pyrophosphatase, putative. The coding region runs from base 1 to 498 and encodes 165 amino acids. Gene Ontology annotation, cellular component: cytoplasm. The record is from RefSeq and is a predicted model, not a curated record. Gene Ontology annotation, molecular function: nucleoside triphosphate diphosphatase activity. Gene Ontology annotation, biological process: nucleoside triphosphate catabolic process. Lineage: Eukaryota; Apicomplexa; Conoidasida; Eucoccidiorida; Eimeriidae. The transcript is spliced from 5 exons.